This is a messenger RNA of Entrophospora sp. SA101, 564 nucleotides long. The record is from the annotation of a GenBank genome assembly. Lineage: Eukaryota; Fungi; Glomeromycota; Glomeromycetes; Entrophosporales; Entrophosporaceae.
AUGGCUAAUGAAGUAUAUCAAAUAACCGAAAGAGAUUUUUUGAAUAUGGUGCGAAAACCUCAUUGUCUUGGCACCGAAAAACGCAAUGGUAAAGCUGAGGAAGGACACGAAAAAUGUAAUAUUUGCAAAGGUAAUUAUUUUGUUGGUGGCGAAUGUAAUUAUGGCGGCAGGCACUUAAUGGAUGCUGAUUUAAACAGCAUUAAUAAAAAUUUCGCCCAGUUUGGUGAACUAGUUAGCAAACAAAUCGAAAUUAGUCAGAGUAAAAAUGAAAAAGAGUUUAAUAAAAGGAAAGCAAGAGUAAUUGGUAAAUUUCAAGAAUUAGAAAGCAAAUGUAAUGAUGAUGAAGGCAAAAGUUUAUUGCGAGGUAGUUGUAUUGGUUUAGAUGGCACGGAAACUGCUUUUAAUAAAAAAGUUAUUCUGCUACUUCGUGAUUUAGCACGACAAUUAAGAGAAUAUAUUGAAGCAACUCAAAAUUCUACUUGGGAAAUGUUGCAAGCCUUUAACAAUAAAUUAGAUGAAUUAGAUAAGAUGCAAGCAGAGUCUACUCGUUUAGCGAAAUCUUGA